GGCCGGCGAGGCCCGCGCCGGGGGCGGACGCAGGGAGCGGGGCCGGCAGCUGCCCGGGGCUCGCACGCCGCGGCUGGCGCUGCCGAUGGGGGAAUGCGGGGUUCCCACCCAGGUCCAGCUGUUUCUCCGCGCCUGCGACCAGGGGGACUACGAGAGCGCCCGGCGCCUGCUGGGGCUGCCCGGGGGCGGCGCGGAGGCGGCGGGCGGCUCCGCUUGCGGGGCGGAGGAGGCGGCGGAGUCCGGGGCAGGGGAGGCGGCAGCGCCUCCCCCCUCGGUGCCAGUGGACUGCACGGACGAGGCCGGCAACACGGGGCUGCAGUUCGCCGCGGCCGGGGGCCACGAGCAGCUGGUGCGGUUCCUGCUGCGCAAAGGGGCCUCGGUGCAGAGCCGGAACCACUACGGCUGGAGCCCGCUCAUGCAGGCGGCCAGGUUUGGACAUCUAACUGUGGCUCACAUCUUGUUGGAGAAUGGUGCUGAUCUCAAUGCACAGAAUAAGCUGGGAGCCAGUGUACUUACAAUGGCUUCUAGAGGUGGCCACGUCAGUGUCGUGAAAUUGUUGCUGGAAUCUGGAGCUUUUGUUGAUAAUUAUGACCAUUUUAAUACCAGUUUGGUUGACAACAGCAAAGAGGAACUUCCCGAUAUAACACCAUUAAUAGCAGCUGCACAGCAUGGAUAUGAGGCAGUGGUGCACUUGCUACUGGACUGGGGAGCUGAUUGUAAUUACACUGUGAAGACUGUGGGCUGGAGUCCUCUAAUGCUGGCAGCUGUUAGUGGAAAGGUGAGCUUGGCACAACAACUCAUGGACAAGGGAGCCAAUCCUAACCACCUCAAUGUGCUGCAUAAAACACCUUUUGAAAUCUCCAGUGGCUUCAAAGAUAAAGACAUGAAAGAUUAUUUGGAAUCACUAACAACAAUCAGACGCCUGACAGAUAAUGACAAGAGGCAGCCUGAUGUCUUUCAUGCUUUGAAAAUGGGAAAUUUCCAGCUGGUUAAAGAGAUUGCAGAUGAAGACCCAAAUCAGGUUAAUAUUAUUAAUGGUGAUGGUGCUUCUCCAUUGAUGAUUGCAGCUGUAACUGGACAGUUGGCUCUUGUACAGCUGCUUGUUGAGAGAAAUGCUGACAUUGACAAACAAGAUAAUGUUCAUGGCUGGACAGCCCUAAUGCAGGCCACAUACCAUGGAAAUAAAGAUGUUGUUAAGUAUUUGUUGAAUCGAGGAGCUGAUGUCAAUCUACGUGCAAAAAAUGGAUACACAGCCUUUGAUCUGAUAAUGCUACUGAACGAUCCAGACACAGAACUUGUACGUCAACUAGCAUCAGCCUGCAUGCAAGUAGACAAAGACAAGGGUAAGCAGAACAACAAAUCAUCUUUGCCCUGUUCUAGAAGUAGGCAAUCUUUAAAUACCCCGAUGUUGCCAGAUGACAAGGGAGGAUUAAAGUCAUGGUGGAACAGAAUGUCCAAUAGAUUCCGCAAGCUGAAGUUGACCCAAACAUUGCGUCAUGGAUUUUCCACCAGUCAGUCUGUGCCUUUUACUGAUGAGCCCGAGUCAUCUCUGAAUUCCACAAUAAAAGCCACUUCACAGCCAGAUGUGAACAACUCUGGAAACUGUGAUGCUGCAACAGCUUGGACCACAAAUGUCAAAGCUAGCGGUGUGUGCACAAGAGCAGGAAAGGAUGAUGAAUUAUUGACAACCAUGUUAAGAAGUGGUGCUCCAUUUACUAGGCUACCUAGUGAUAAACUGAAAGCAGUUAUUCCUCCUUUCUUACCUCCUUCAAGUUUUGAGCUGUGGAAUUCUGACCGAACACGAAUGAACAAAGAUGGCAAGACUGAACAGAUGAGGACUGCCUUGCCACAGCGUGGGAUCAAACAUGAUUUUAACAGCAGUGCAAACUCUGACAUAACAUCUGUUACCAAAGGAACUAGACCCGUCAAAUUGCCAGCCUUUGCAAGAAGACCUGCUUCUCCCUCAAAUUCAAGCAACUUCAACCACUCGCCACACUCUUCUGGUGGAUCCAACAACAUUGCUGGAAUUAACAGACAUGGUGGAGAACUCCAUAAUAGAUCAGGUGGCAGUGCAGAUAGUGUUUUGUCUCAAAUUGCAGCUCAAAGGAAAAAAGCAGCAGGCUUACCUGAACAGAAACCCAGCCAGCAAUAUAGCUCAAUCCACACAGCUGCUUCAUCCACUCUUCCUGAACUGCAGCAGUGCACUCAGAUAGCUGGCAAUGGACGUAUUGCAAAGCAGAAACUGGAGAUGAACAAAAGACCUCCAUCUGGGACCUCAUCUACAUCUAAAAGCACAUCACCAACUCUCACACCAUCCCCAUCUCCAUCCCCAUCCCCUAAGGUUCACAAUGCGGAGUCCUCUCUCUCUUCCUUUCACAGACAAGCCAAGAGCAAUGGUGGCUCCAGCAGUGGAACUAUUACUGAUGAAGGCAACCAGUUGGUGGACCAUCAAAAACCUGUCCACAGUUUGAGAACCUCUGACAUAGAGAAUCAUGAAAGAAGAAACCAUGUGAGAGUAAAAGGAGUUUGUGAAAACUUGGAGAAAGAUGAGCUGACUAGUAUCCUUAAAAAAUUGUCACUUGAGAAAUAUCAGCCUAUUUUUGAAGAACAGGAGGUGGAUAUGGAAGCCUUCCUCACACUUACUGAUGGUGAUUUGAAAGAGCUGGGUAUUAAAACUGAUGGAUCAAGGCAGCAAAUUCUAGCAGCUAUUUCUGAACUGAAUGCAGGAAAGGGACGAGAGAGGCAGAUUUUACAAGAAACUAUACACAAUUUCCACUCUUCCUUUGAGAGUAGUGUUAGUAAUACCAGACCUCCUGGCAAUUCUCAGUGCAUGAAGAGCAGCAUCGUGCUGGCAUUUCAAACAGCAACACCCGAGCAAUUGCAAGACAGAUAAUUUUAGACAAUUGUAAACACAAUUUUGGAAAUCUAUUGAGGUGCAACAACCACAAGCGGCCUAGCAUAACAUUCUGUUUAUUUUCCCCUAGACUGCAGCACAGUCUUAAACGGCAAUAUCAGAUAAAUGCCUAUACACCAGUCUUUCUCGACGAUUCCGUUUUAUUCAGAUUCUUAGACUACUCCUAUCAACAGGGAGUCUGAGCGCCUUCCAGAAGUGCAGUUAGCAUCAUGAAUAGCAUCUGUCACAUGUGGUGCUCUCCUUAUUCUGUAAAUGGGGAAAAACUGUAGAAAAACUUUCUAUUAAAUUAUAUGGCAAUGAGCUUGUCCCUCGGGACCCUACAGUGGCUAAUAAAGUCCCUCCAAUCCAUGAGCAGCUGUGGGGUAACCAUAUGGAAAAUAAUGCUGUAGCAUUUGUGUGAGGAUUAUCACUAACUCUUUGGAAUAAUUCCUUUUUUCCUCUGGAGCAAGGUAAUAUUUCCUGGAGAAAUGGCUGCCUGUAACAAUUCAACUGCCUACAAUUUAAAUAAUUACUAAAUUUGCUCUGAUCAUAGCAUGCCCCCAAACCUCUUCUUGCCACAUUAGUAGCUUCCCCUAUCACUCCUUGAUCUUGCUAGGGACAAGUCCUGAGCAUGAGCCCAUAAGAAGGGGGCUGACCUUACCAUUGCACUCUAGGGACCAGACUAUGCUUACACUAAAGCUUGGUAUUCAAAAAUAUAUUGGCAUUGUUAUCUUUCUCAAAACAGUUUGCAUUCCCAGCUUGUGUGAUGGAGUGCUAUAACUACCAACUUCAUUAUUUUCAAUUCAGUCACUGGAGUGGAUGAUCCAGCUCUUGAGGGAAGGUGUGCAGACUGCCCGACCAGGUUCACAUUCCCAGAAUAAUCAACAGUAAGCACAAAAGCAAGGAGGAUCUGUGUGUGGAAUUAGAGAGAAUAUACAGAUUUAAGGAGAUGUUGUACAAGGAAAACAAAGACAGGCAGAAAAAGUAUUAAUAGGUGACAAAUUCAGUUGGGACAAAGACCGAGUAGACGUCUUAAAAGACAAACUCGGCCAACCUAAAAUACAUAAAAUGAGCCGUUGUUCCUUUAGGGAACUGUCCCGACUUAGAUGUCUGGUUACCCAUACAGGAGGACU
Molecule: messenger RNA, 4026 nt
Organism: Chelonia mydas (Green sea turtle)
Lineage: Eukaryota; Metazoa; Chordata; Testudines; Cheloniidae
Gene: ANKS6
Product: ankyrin repeat and sterile alpha motif domain containing 6
Exons: 17
Coding region: 86-2893 (935 amino acids)
Biological process (GO): innate immune response
Cellular component (GO): cytoplasm
Molecular function (GO): protein binding
Source: RefSeq, a predicted model, not a curated record